Molecule: messenger RNA, 2773 nt
Organism: Pelobates fuscus (common spadefoot toad)
Lineage: Eukaryota; Metazoa; Chordata; Amphibia; Anura; Pelobatidae
Gene: ELAC2
Product: elaC ribonuclease Z 2
Exons: 24
Coding region: 67-2565 (832 amino acids)
Biological process (GO): mitochondrial tRNA 3'-end processing
Cellular component (GO): mitochondrion
Molecular function (GO): 3'-tRNA processing endoribonuclease activity
Source: RefSeq, a predicted model, not a curated record
UGAUUGGUUGGCCGCUGGUUGGCAUCCUGACCCGGCAAGGUCCCUCAUGGUGGCCUGUGUGACUGAAUGUGGCUCCUGGCUCAGGCGUGGAGGCGUCUGCCGGGGUUACACAUCAUGUCUGCCGAGACCCGAGCACUCUCCGCCCGGAAAGCCAAGCCUCCCCGGGACACCCUGCGGCACAUCAAGAACCGGGAGAAGCGGCGGGGGGCGGAGCAGCACGGACCGGCCACAGUCUACCUGCAGGUGGUGGGAGCCGGGAGCCGGGACUCGGGGGCUGCAGUCUACAUGUUCUCAGAGUACAACAGAUACCUGUUUAAUUGCGGAGAGGGUACACAGAGGCUGAUGCAAGAGCACAAGCUGAAGGUGGCACGCCUGGAUCAAAUCUUUGUGACCCGCAUGAAUUGGGCGAAUGUUGGAGGUUUAUCAGGCUUGAUUCUGACACUAAGAGACACGGGGCUCCCAAAGUGUGAUCUCUCUGGACCACCUCAAUUGCAAAAUUUCCUUGAAGCCAUCAAAGUGUUCUCGGGAUCUUUGCAAGGAAUUGACCUUGCUGUGCGUCCUUUUACUGAACCCGAAUACCAGGAUGACACGAUGAUGGUCUACCAGGUGCCAAUCAUAAGUAGCAAGGCUAUGGACGCCAACUCCGCUGGUGGUGUGAAUCCUCAAAGGUCUUCAGGCAGAGAGAGUCCGAAACAGAAGUUGCACAGCGCACAAAAGGGCAGUGGUCUACCGACUGGCAAAUCUUCUCCAACACCUGGGCGCUGGGAGCGGAUAGUAACAAGAGAUUCUUCCUUAGUUGUUUCCUUUAUAUGUAAGCUCCAUGACAAAAAGGGAAAUUUCAUGGUGUUGAAAGCCAAAGAAUUUGGGCUUCCUGUAGGGACACCUGCUAUUGGUCCUAUAAUUGCUCAGCUCAAAGCUGGAAAAAGUAUCAACUUUGAAGGCAAAGAGAUCUGUCCUGGAGAUGUCUGCACUCCGGCGGAGCCAGGCCCAGUUUUUAUGGUGGUGGAAUGUCCAAGCGAAGACUUCAUUACUCCAAUCACUGAGAAUGAAACUUUUAGAAGUUAUCAAGAAGGCAAAUCCAAUAAUAGUGUUGUAUUGGUGAUUCACAUUACGCCCGAGCCCAUCCUUCACAACAGCAGCUACAGGCAAUGGAUGGACAGAUUUGGGCCCCAGACAGAGCACCUGAUCCUAAACGAGAAGAGCAGCACGGUCCAUAACCUGCGUAGUUACAAGACUCAGGCCCAGCUAAACCUUGUCCAUUCUGCCAUCUUCCCCCAGCUGACUCCUUUUCAGAGAGAGGAAGAGGAGGCAGAUUUCUUUGGUGUGAGAGGAGAGUGCCUUCUCAAGUAUCAGCUGAGGCCCAAACUGGAGUGGCAGAGAGACGCGGUGAUUGAGAACAACAGUGCAGAGUUUGUUAAAGAGGCCAUGGAUCUUCCUGGCUUUGAGGAAGCACUGAAAGAGUGUAAACAGCUCCUGGCAUCUUACUCUGUGCCUUCAAAUGAGAAUGAUCCGUGUUAUCCAGAAGUUGUGUUCCUUGGAACAGGAUCUGCUGUGCCAAUGAAAACCCGCAAUGUAAGCUCCACCCUAGUAAAUGUCAGUCCCUCUCAGUCAUUACUGCUAGACUGUGGUGAGGGAACGUUUGGACAGCUUCACCGUCACUACGGAGACAAGGUCAAUGACGUCUUGAGCCAGAUAUCCGCAGUGUUCAUUUCACAUAUACACGCCGAUCACCACACGGGCUUACUAAACAUCCUUCUAGAAAGAGAGAAGGCUUGUAUAUCCAAAGGGAAGUCGGUCAGUCCCGUGCUAGUCAUCGGACCUACGCUGCUAAUGACCUGGUUAAACCAAUACCAUGAUCACUGCCAGGAGAUCCUUCAUCAUAUCAACCUAAUUCCCGCUAAGAAUCUGAUGGAAGCCUCCGAGGACCUUGGCCCAAAGUCUAAAGGUUUCAUCACUUCCCUUUUGAAAACAUAUGAACUGGAAAAGUUCCAGACAUGUUUGGUCCGGCACUGCAGAAAUGCUUAUGGCUGCGCGAUACUUCAUAAGUCUGGUUGGAAGCUGGUCUUCUCUGGAGACACGAUGCCCUGUGAUAAUCUUGUUCAGAUAGGUAAAAAUGCUUCUUUGCUAAUCCACGAAGCAACUCUGGAAGAUGGCUUAGAGGAAGAAGCUAUAGAUAAAACCCACAGCACCACAUCCCAGGCGAUUGGCAUCGGAGUAAAGAUGAAUGCAGAGUUCAUCAUGUUGAAUCAUUUCAGCCAAAGAUAUGCAAAGCUCCCCUUGUUUAGCAGUGAUUUCAGUGACAAGGUCGGGAUAUCAUUUGAUCAUAUGAGGAUCCGCUUGAGCGACUUCCCAAUAAUCCCCAAACUGGUAAACCCUCUAAAAGUCCUGUUUGCUGAAGAACUUGAAGAGAUGGAGGAACGGAGGGAGAGGCGAGAACUUCGCAACCUGAAAGAGUUGCAGCAAGCAGAGGAUCAAAUGAAUGGCCCCCAAAUCCUUACCAGCGCCAAACGAGAGCUGGAAGAUAACUGUCAAGCCGUGGGAAUUAAGAAACUAAAAACCAGCUGAACACUCACUCAGAUACUUGAAUUCCAAAGAUUGUGUGUGCAAAAAGACUAUUCUUACUCAAUCUGCAUAAAAACACGGGUCCUUAAAGGAACACUUAAUACCAUAACUACUACAGUUUAUUGUAAUGGUUAUAGUACAAGUAGUCUUUGGGGUUUUUUUUGUUUGGGGUUUUUUUUUUUUUUGUCACAAAAAAGGUGUCCCUUUUGUC